Molecule: messenger RNA, 1850 nt
Organism: Drosophila eugracilis
Lineage: Eukaryota; Metazoa; Arthropoda; Insecta; Diptera; Drosophilidae
Product: sialomucin core protein 24
Exons: 2
Cellular component (GO): cytoplasmic vesicle
Source: RefSeq, a predicted model, not a curated record
AAAGUAUCGAGUUGGCAUAAAAAAAUCUGGUCUUCGUGUCGUGUUAUUCAUUCCUUAAUUGCGCGUUGCUUUAAUUUGUUGAGCAAAAAACGGAGCUCGGCGACAUCGCCAGUUGUGCAAUACCAUUCCAGCGGUAUCUGUAAAUCCCCCUCUACUUGGAAAAACACUCUUUUCGGCUUCAAACUUGCAGAUACUUCUUUACUUUGCCGUUUAAGUGUAUUCGAGUAUAUUUUUAACGACCACAAUGAAUUUCCAGGCGAAAUUCCUAGUCUUGUGCCUGUUUGUGGGUCUCUUCUCCGCAAAUCUGUGCGACGAAGCGGCAGUAACUACACCGGCUCCGAACAGCACGCCUGAUUCCAAGAUCACCACUACUGCGCCCCCGGAAACUACCACACCUACGACUACACCGCCGCCGACCACUACAACUGAGAAGACAACUACGACACCGGCAUCUACAACAACUCCGGCAACAACAACUACGCCUGCUACGACAACCACUCCGGCCAGCACCACAACUACUACAACCACCACCACCACCCAGGCUACGACCACAACUCCUGGUACUUCGACCACUCCGCCUACAAACUCGACCACAACUACGCCGCCGCCACAUACAUCGACCACUCCGGCGCCAAAACCUGUGCCGUGCGGUCAUUUCGAUGGAUCGUCGUUCAUCGGCGGGAUCGUUCUGACCCUGGGCCUUCUGGCCAUCGGAUUGGUGGCCUACAAGUUCUACAAGGCUCGCAACGAUCGCAACUACCACACCCUUUGAGCCGCCACAGCCUUUACGUCGGCCUUCAACGCGGCAGCCGGAGCGGCGGCGGCCAGCAGCAGUGCCGCAUCAACAGAUGCGGAGCGCGUGCGGUUCGUCCAACCUUCGAUACCGCUAAGGUCGCCGCCGGCGCAGCCGCCGCCACCGCCACCUAACCAAAUGGGUGGCAGUGGGGGCGGUGCGGCGGCAGCUCCACAAAACUGUUCGCCAUCGGCCCGGGAUCGGCUGUUAAACACGUAAUUUAAACGCCGGGAACACAUUCAAUAUUACCCAAAAUAACUGCUAUCCAAAGAGAUCCCCGGUUCCCAACAAUACAUACACACACACACAGAAAACAGUCAAGUAAAGUCAGUUCUUAAAUUCAAACGAUAACCCCCAGAGCGGAUUUAUUGUGGGCUCAGAUUAGCAGGAGCAGGCUCUACACUCUUGAAUACUUUCCUUAUCAGCCACAUGACCCACGCCACACAUUCACCCACUCUGAAAAAACAACAAAUAUUUGUCUUUUUAUGCAUUGCAUCCAUAAGUAAGAGUACGUUUUUGCAAACAUUAUUUUAUCAGCAAAUUGAGCGGAUGUUCAACGCCUUAUAGAGGAGCCCUCGGAGCCUGUCACAGGGCUUCCAAGGGUGACCAUGAACAGAGAAAUGAGAUCGUAACGAAACGAGAGGAGUAAGAACAAAUAACAGCAAAUAUGUGAGACUGCUUGAUAGCGAGAAAGUGAACAGAACAGAAAAUGGAAAGCGGCUGGCGACGGCUUUGUUUCUGGAAUUCAUAGAGCUACGAAAGGAAAUAUAAAUUUUGAUUAUAUUUACACAAUUUUGAAUAACAAAAAUUAAUUCAUUCUAGGAACUAAGAAUAUUUACUACCUUAAACUGAGCUAUACAAAAUGGAAACGCGUUUCAAUAUCUCCAUUUAAUGUGCAUUUCUUCUUUUUUUGUUUGUUCCUUCAUUAAACUAACAUUUGCUGCGUUUUUCCUGGUCCUCGCCCACUUUAUCUAUAUAUUGAUUCACCUCACCCCACUAACCCUGCGGUUUAUAGUAUUGCAAAAAAAUCAAUAAAGCGACUCACGAUGCACAGCAA